GUACUGUAUUGUUAUAGCGCCCUCGUUACACGAAACUGCCUCUUUCUCAUGCACGUCUAGCAAAAAAUCUGCAACCAUGUCUGGUGAUCUGCAGUGGAUGAUGAUUCGCAACAACUCAGCCAGCUUGUUGAAAGGCAUCAAUGGCACAACCUUCAGUUUGGAGCCUAACAACUUGUUGAACCGUAACUCCAAAAAGUACAAUGGAUUAGUCAACAGGAAGACAGUUGGUGUAGAAGCUGCUAAGGAUGGAAAGGGUGUAGUCUUGGUCACCAAGAAACUCAGAGUGAAGAACAAGCCUGCUAAGUGGUACCGAGAGGUUACAUUGAAAAAGGAUUCACGCAGGGCUCUAACCAGCAUUAGACAUGAUAUCAAGAAGCAUGGAUAUAGGCGUGACCUCAAGAUGGCUGCUCUCCGACGAGCCAGUGCUAUCCUCCGAAGCCAGCGACCAGUAAGCGUUAGGAAGACAAAGACACCUCGUGGAGCUAGGAAGUAGACAUGUCACUUGUGAAAUAACAUAAUAGAUUUGAUAAGUGGAAUAAAAAAUAUGAAUGGAUGAAA
Molecule: messenger RNA, 558 nt
Organism: Anneissia japonica
Lineage: Eukaryota; Metazoa; Echinodermata; Crinoidea; Comatulida; Comatulidae
Product: 60S ribosomal protein L28-like
Exons: 4
Coding region: 77-493 (138 amino acids)
Biological process (GO): translation
Cellular component (GO): ribosome; cytosolic large ribosomal subunit
Molecular function (GO): structural constituent of ribosome
Source: RefSeq, a predicted model, not a curated record